Messenger RNA from Heteronotia binoei (common prickly gecko), 1593 nucleotides. RefSeq names its product family with sequence similarity 89 member A (gene FAM89A). The transcript has 2 exons. The record is from RefSeq and is a predicted model, not a curated record. Lineage: Eukaryota; Metazoa; Chordata; Lepidosauria; Squamata; Gekkonidae. The coding region runs from base 204 to 623 and encodes 139 amino acids.
GCCGUCAUUUUUUAAACGCCCCUUCCUUUCCGCGUUGAACACGCCUUUCUCUUCCGCGCCUCCUUCCCUUUCAGGCUGCGAGGGCCGUGCGGCGGGGCGGGGCGGGCUAAAGGAGGCGGGCAGCGGGCGGGAGCUGGGCAUCGUGUUUUGCUCGAGCGGCGGGUGUUGCUUUCUGGGCUGCCUGGUCUGUCGGGCCAAGGAGCAUGAGCGGGCCCGAUUUGCCCGUGAGCGGCGGGGCGGCGGGGCUGCCUCCGCUGCCCAAGAGUCUGAGUGGGCUGCUGAAUUCUUCCUCUAGCGGCGGCCCGGGUGGAGCCGGGGGGCGCUGGCGGGACUUGGAGAGGCUCUACGCGCAGAAAUCUCGUAUCCAGGAUGAGCUGAGCCGGAGCGGAGGGAGCCGAGGGUCCCCGCGGACGCCCAAGCCCCCGAAUCUGGACGCGGCUUUGGCCCUCCUCCGAAAAGAGAUGGUUGGCCUCCGGCAGCUAGAUAUGUCAUUACUGUGUCAACUGUACUCCCUUUAUGAAUCAAUUCAAGAAUAUAAAGGUGCCUGCCAAGCUGUAUCAAGUGCAGACUGUGCGUAUGCUCUGGAAAAUGGUUUUUUUGAUGAAGAGGAAGAAUAUUUCUAAGAAUGCAGUGCCACUGCCAGGAGCGGAGUGUGGUGGGAGCUUGUAGUCAUGAGAUCAUCAGUGUCUACUGGAACUUCUAAGUGCAUCUCUGCCUUAUAUUGGAGGAAACACGCUCUGUAACCCAUUUAUUUCUGGCAUCCUGUCAACCCAGGUUAGAUGCUGUGCUAAUCCUGCUUUAGGAAAGCAACAUGCGACAAACCUUGAAGUGUCCUCAAGUGCAUCUGACAGGCCACAUCGGUCUAAUUUAUGUACUGGAUGUUUUCAACUUGAACAUGUUGGCAAAUGUCUCUUUAUAGCCACAACUUGGACUAUGCAAGAAAGCAGUGAAUGUUCUGAUGUAAAACGGUAGUUAAUAUAACUACCUAGAAUGUGUAUGCAUUUGUAAUCAUAACAGACAGGAAUCUUGGGUUUAAAAAUAUAACUGAACAUCCAGAACUAUGGAGCCAGCUCUGGUACAGUACUAGAUGGGACCACCUUAACAUUGUCUCAAAUAUCCUGUAAAAGCUGCUUUAUCCUGUCUUCUUUCUCUUCCACCUUUAAGACUUACAUGUAUUAGUAAAUUUAAUCUUUCCUUCCAGUGAUACAAUUCGUUUCCCCUUUUCUUACUGUCAGAGUACACAUUAACCAUUUAAACCAAUAUAAUAGAACUUAUUUUUAACACUUUAUAUACAGUAACAAGUCAACAGUCUGCCUCAUGUUGUGUGGCUUAACAAGUUUACACAAGUAUCAUUUAGUUAGCUCACGCAAACUACACGAGUGGCAAAUCUGAAAAAAUACUGCACAAACUUGUAUCAGCAGCAAUAUUUUAUAUUCAUUAAAUUGCCUGGAAGGUAAGCUGUGAACGUUCUUUCUUACAAAUCAUUGAACUUGUACAAAGACUUUUUAGAAUAUUAUAUAACAUUAUAGGUUUUAUAAUACAUAACUGAAAGAAUUAAAGCUUGAACAGUAAUUUAUUAAACUUUUAAAAAUA